AUGCAUUUUUCCAAGAUCCUUAUUGCCUCUGCUGCCUUUAUUCAAGGUGGCCUUUCAGCCGGCAUUUUGACCUACUCUGGUCGUGAUUGCACGGGCGAAGUCACGCAAACCACCGUUAAGAAUGGUGCUUGCACAGGCCCGUUGCCUGUAUUCCAGUCUUAUCGAGAAAAUGGAUGGGGUCCUAAGCAAACACGAAUCGGUUUUUAUGGUUCCGGUACAUGCACCGCGUACCUAUAUGAUACGUGGGCCUAUGAUGGAGAUUAUUUCAAAUCACGUCAAUGCUACAAUAUCAAUGGUCAUUCGCCGAAUGGGCAGAAGACUGGCGCCAGUGUCUUACUACACUAA
Penicillium longicatenatum is the source of this 345-nucleotide messenger RNA. RefSeq lists its product as uncharacterized. Lineage: Eukaryota; Fungi; Ascomycota; Eurotiomycetes; Eurotiales; Aspergillaceae. Bases 1 to 345 code for a protein of 114 amino acids. The record is from RefSeq and is a predicted model, not a curated record. The transcript has a single exon.